AUGAUAUCAGCCCACGCUCCCUUAGUGUCUAUCAAGGCACCACUUCCAACUCGCCGAGCUUCCAAUAUUCGUAAGACCGCCCGUGUUGGUAAAUUCUCACCAUAUGAGGACCAAAAACCUCCAGUGGACCAAGAAGAUGAUGCGGCCGCCAGGAUGCGAUUGAAACGGAAGUUGCAGAGAAAUAGGACCUCCUUCACACAAGUCCAGAUUGAAAGUCUUGAGAAAGAAUUCGAGAGGACCCACUAUCCAGAUGUGUUUGCAAGGGAGCGUCUUGCUCAAAAAAUUCAACUACCAGAAGCUAGAAUCCAGGUGUGGUUUUCCAACCGACGUGCCAAGUGGAGGAGAGAGGAAAAGAUGAGAAACAAACGUUCAUCCGGAACUAUGGAUUCCUCACUUUCAAACGGAACGCCGACACCAACACCAGGAUCAGUGACUGGAAGUAACAUGUCAAACCCGAUUGGAUCUCCAGCCAGCACACCGAAUCGAUUCCCAUCUAACAAUUCUGCAAAUCUGCCAACAACUAACUUCGUGCCACCAGCUAGUCAGAUGUACAACGGGCUCAGUCAACAGACGAUGGAUCCAUAUUCAUUUGGAUUUGCAAACACUGGACUCGCAAUGGCACCUUAUCAGACAUCCACUGAUUUCCAAGCACAUCACAUGUUCCAACCGGGACGGACGCCGUAUGAUCCAUUCCACUAUGCCCGAAUGCAGACUAACGGACAUGGUUUCCAGCAAUCGAUGAGUCCAGCGACGACAUCCGUCGGAGAUAUCCCAUCACUCACUUCUGGUAUGAGUCUUCCUGUGUCAGCAGUGCUCAACUCUAUCGAUCAAUCACUGAGCCAUAGUCAGAUGCAUGAGCUCAGCGACCUUACCCAAGCACAUGAGCACUACUGGAGAGCUUAG
Molecule: messenger RNA, 903 nt
Organism: Caenorhabditis remanei
Lineage: Eukaryota; Metazoa; Nematoda; Chromadorea; Rhabditida; Rhabditidae
Exons: 7
Coding region: 1-903 (300 amino acids)
Biological process (GO): regulation of transcription by RNA polymerase II; anatomical structure development
Molecular function (GO): DNA-binding transcription factor activity, RNA polymerase II-specific; RNA polymerase II cis-regulatory region sequence-specific DNA binding
Source: RefSeq, a predicted model, not a curated record